Messenger RNA from Menidia menidia (Atlantic silverside), 1125 nucleotides. NCBI's taxonomy places the organism in Eukaryota, Metazoa, Chordata, Actinopteri, Atheriniformes, Atherinopsidae. The record is from the annotation of a GenBank genome assembly.
ACUACCUCAAGAAGUAGAUGAUGCACUGGACUACUUUUUCCAGCUUUGCAUCCAUGGAACCUCCUGAAAUUUCACCAAAUGCUUCCUUCUACGUGAGUCCAGAGGGGGAGCCCCCUCUCUCACGCACUGGCUUCAUCAUACUCUCCAUCAUCAUGGCUGUUUUCACCGUUCCAGCCAUCAUACUCAACGCUACAGUGAUCAUUGUGUCCCUCAUGCACAAGCAGCUGAGGCAGCCGCUCAACUACGCUCUGGUGAACAUGGCCGUGGCCGAUCUGGGCACAGCCAUGACCGGAGGAGUGCUGUCCGUGGUCAAUAAUGCCCAGGGGUACUUUUCUCUGGGCAGAACAGGCUGUGUGAUGGAGGGCUUUGCCGUGUCGUUGUGCGGCAUCACAUCUUUGUGCACAGUUGCUCUGAUUGCAGUGGAGCGGAUGUUUGUGGUGUGCAAGCCUCUGGGACAAAUAAGUUUCCAAAAGAAACAUGCAGUGGGAGGUAUUGCUUUGUCAUGGCUUUGGUCUCUUGCCUGGAACCUACCCCCUCUCUUUGGAUGGGGCAGAUAUGAGCUGGAAGGUGUUGGGACAUCUUGUGCCCCAGACUGGCACAACACAGAGCCCCAUAACGUCUCCUACAUCGUGGCUUAUUUUGCUGUGUGCUUCGCUCUUCCCUUUGCUUUGAUCCUGGCCUCCUACACAAAACUGAUGUGGACACUACACAAGGUAUCAAAGAUGGCCUCUGUGCAAGGCGGAGCUGUCGCUAAAGGGGAGAUGAAGGUGGCAUCCAUGGUGAUUCUGAUGGUCCUGACAUUCCUGAUCAGCUGGCUGCCUUACGCUGGCCUGGCCAUGCUCGUGGUUUCUAACCCUGAUGUGAAGAUCCAUCCACUGGUGGGCACGGUGCCCGUUUACCUGGCCAAAAGCAGCACCGUGUACAAUCCCAUCAUCUACAUCUACCUCAACAAACAGUUCCGUAAAUAUGCUGUGCCCUUCCUUCUUUGUGGGAAAGAGCCGUGGGAUGAGGACGAUGCAUCAGAGACAGCCACUACUGUGGAGAUUACAAACAAAGUCUCUCCAAGCUGAAAUGUGGCAAAGUCUGAUUAAGCCCAACUUAACUUAAACAACUAUGAAACAUCAU